ACCUCAGGCAACUACCACAAAUACACAAAAAAUGCCUCGUGCCGCUACCCAAACAGCCACUAAAGCCGCAACGCGCACUGCCAACACGAAGACUAAGAAAGGCGACGGUGAAGGCAAGGCAAAGCGUGCACCAAGCGCCUACAACGUUUUCAUGGGUGAACAACUCAAGAUCUGGAAGGAGAAUAAUCCCGGAACGCCUAUCAAAGAAGGUAUGGCUGCUGUGGCAGCCUUGUGGCGUGAAUCUCCUCAGAACCCAAAACGUGGUCAGGCACCCGCAGAGCCGAAAGCAAAGAAGGCCAAGGCGGACAAGGAGAAUGCAAAGAAGCCCUCUUCGAAGAAGCCGAAGUCCAAAGCAUCUAAAGCAACUGACGAGGACGAGGGCGAGCAAGACGAAGAAUAAAGGGUAGAGAUUCGUCCAGCCGGGAUACCAACCCUUUACCGAUAUCCUAUUUAUUCUUCAGUCUCUACUCUCGGCUACUUCUCAUCGUCUCGGCUCAGCUCUCGGUUUUCGUAUGUCCUUUUAAUUCCACUGACUUGAUCUGGUGACAUGUCUACAAUAUGCCAUCGUAUACGCAUGUACUUCUAGUAGUAUAGAGUAUCGGCGCUCGCCAGUGCUUGUUUGUGCUUUUAGUCCAAUAGACGCGCACAGUGCUCUUCAA
This is a messenger RNA of Fomitiporia mediterranea MF3/22, 659 nucleotides long. RefSeq lists its product as uncharacterized. The record is from RefSeq and is a predicted model, not a curated record. The transcript has 5 exons. Bases 32 to 400 code for a protein of 122 amino acids. Gene Ontology annotation, biological process: multicellular organism development. NCBI's taxonomy places the organism in Eukaryota, Fungi, Basidiomycota, Agaricomycetes, Hymenochaetales, Hymenochaetaceae.